Molecule: messenger RNA, 4260 nt
Organism: Vollenhovia emeryi
Lineage: Eukaryota; Metazoa; Arthropoda; Insecta; Hymenoptera; Formicidae
Gene: Axn
Product: axin-like
Exons: 9
Coding region: 720-3167 (815 amino acids)
Biological process (GO): negative regulation of canonical Wnt signaling pathway
Source: RefSeq, a predicted model, not a curated record
CGCUCGAGUGCGCAACUCGCACUCGUGCGGGAGCCAGCGGCCGAUGGCGACGACCGCCGAGAUGUGCCUGCGAAGUUACGUGGUGCCGCCGUGCCGUCCUUAGAUCCGCGUCGUGCGUCCCCUCCCCCCUCCUCCCGCGCGGACCGCCGUUGCUUUUCCGCGUGUUUUCCGUCCCUGCAAGACGCACGACGACGACGACGACGACGACGACAACGACAACGACGGCGACGACGACGACGACGUCGACGUCGACGACGACGACAACGACGACGACAAUACGUCCCGACGUCGAGCCCGUCGUCGAGUGCGUGCCGCGAAUCGUCGCGCGUGAAUGCGUUCGUCGGUGUUCGUCGGUGUGGUUGGCGGUGUGGUGGUGUGGUGUGCGCCGUGUCGAAGAAGUGCCGACCAGAUCACGGUGGAUCAUCCGUCUGUACCGAGCGAAGGGGAAAGAAAUAUGCGUAUAUAGCUCACCGCGAGUUGACACUUCCGCGGGAACAUGGGUCCGCGGCUACACCGCCAGUCGUCCCCGAGUCGCCAGCAAGCGGCUGCACCGCCGCCGCCGCCGCUGUCGUCAUCGUCAUCGUCGUCGUCGUCGUCGUCGUCGUCCCGGCGUCGUCGUCAGUAAACACCGAGCACCGACGGAUAUACAGAGUUGGGACUAACCAUGUCCACUAAGAGGCAUCGCGGGCAAAAAUUAAGUGUAGAUAAUAAAAUAGCAUAUGAAGGCCGUAAUAGAUAGAAUGAGCGCAUCUCGGCAAAACGAAGCGCGUUGCUUCAAUGAAAACUCUCCCAGGCCACCAGUGCCAGGAGAGGAAACUGGAAGCCAUGUCAGCCGGAUCCGUCCACAGAGUCCCGCUCUGACACCAAGACGCUCUUCUUUCGCGACACUGCAGGCCUCUGGCAGUUGCGAUGUUUCCGCACCACUGGGAUUUGAACCGGAGGGUUGUUGCGGAACCACUACCAUGGAGAGCAAUUCGCCCCCUGCUUACGCACGGUGGGCGAGAAAUCUGCACUCCCUAUUAGAGGAUCCGACUGGCUUGGAGUUGUUCAAGAGGUACCUAAGUCAGGAAGGGCAUCUGGAUCCGCUCAAUUUCUGGUUCGCCUGCGAGGGCCUCAAAGAACAAAAGGACAUGGAGAAGAUCUCGCAGUUGGUGAAGCUUAUCUAUCGAAGAUUUUUUCUCAAGUCGCAGCUAAGCAUACCGGAGGAUGUAAUGAAGGAGGCGGAUCGGCGGGUCAAGGAGGGCCGCGCCGAUCACAAGGUGUUUGACAUCGUGCAGCUGGAGGUCGAGCGGCUGAUCAACGAGACGACGUAUCCCAACUUUCUUCAAUCUGAUGUGUACGUGCAGUAUGUUCAGUCCUGCCAGAAUCCCGAUUCCGGCGGUUGCCCGAGCUCGAGUUCGGGUAGUCGCGAGAUGUCCAUCUCCUGCGGACCAAGUCUGCUGCCCACCGUGCACGAAGACAGCGAGUACAUCGGCACCGGUUGUGUACACAUGCACAAUGCGCACUCAACCGGCGGGACACCCGGGGAACUGAGAUUGACCAAAGAUAUGCUAAUGGCUACCCAACAGAGUAGAGCGAUGGAUGUGCGACCGAGGCCGGAAGCGUACGCCGGCAUUUACUUGCAACAUGGGGCUAGUCCGUAUCACAUGCACGUAUCCAGAUUGCACGCACAAUAUUCCUCCUACAACCCAGUAUCCAGACAGGAUUCCGAGCUUCAGAGUUUGAGCAGUGAUGCACGUACCGAGGUGGACAAUGUCUCCCUCAACGACGGAUCCAUCGAUGGGACGAGCAAUAGGCAGAGAAGCAAAAAGCAAUACAGCAAGCAAUCAAGUAGGGCAAUUAAAGAGUCCGCGAAUAUAAAUCGCGAAUCCAUGUCGCACCAUGUCGUCCCACGAACCCAGCGUAUGGUAUCCCCGAAACAGAUGUCGACGGAGCAAUUCGCGGAAGUGCUCACGCAGAAAUUGGAGAUCGUCGCACGAGAGCAGAAGGCCAACGAGAAACUGGAGAAAUAUCUGUAUCAAGACAACGACGCGUCGAACGGUAACGAUGCGUCGGUAGAAACUUGUGGCGCUUCCAAGACUCUCGGCGACGCGCUGAAGGAAAAGUUGUCUAUGGAGGAGGACAGCGAUCAGGCGAUCCUCGACGAGCACGUAUCUCGCGUCUGGUCCGAUCAAACACCUUCAAGAUCACCCAGACUCUCACCCGAGAGAAGGCGUCCCAUUCAUAAUUAUCCACGGCCUUACAAGCAGAGGAAAGAAAAAGAUAUGGACUCCACAUUCUCAGUGGAUAGCGGUAAUAUCCAUGACUUUCAAGAGGGCAGCGAUCUUGUUGGAGCCGGUUCCAUGAGUUCACUAGGCUCACACCUGCCCAAAUCUAAAUCUGUGCCAUCGGAUUACGGUGAUUUCCACCACAAGCAGGAUCUACACGUUCAAGGUCACGACCAAAGAUUCCGAAGGUCGGACAUGACGAGACGGUCAGCCACGAAAAAGUCAAUGACGGAACUAACGGAUAGUGGAGUGAGCGUGGUCAGCGACGUGCAGCCUUCCGUAAACAAGGACGUUCGUCUGUUGCCGCGGUUUAAGGAAAUGGACAAGAAGGUUGAUUUGAAGCAUGGUAGUCGCCAUGGCAAGAGGUACGGCUCGCGUAGCGGGUCCUUAGAAAGGCCAAACAGAGAAACGUGGAACAUGGGGGUACCUGCUCAACCGUUCGUCGCUGAUCCGGGAAUGCCACCGCUGCCACCACCUCAUACGGUUAUACAAUUAGAGGAGACUUGUAGAAGACUCAUGGAAGAGAAUAAAAUCCGUGCUAGUUGCAAGCAACGACACCUCAACGUUUCGAAACAGACGCACGAGUUUGCGUCGCAGAGCCAACCGUACGUCCAAUCCAAUCAGUCCACUUUGAGGAAACCGAAGCAGGACGAUUUCACCACUGUUGUGUUCAGUUUCUGUGACGAGCAAUUCCCCUACAGGACCAAAAUUCCUGGUCACAACGUCACGUUGAAGCAGUUCAAGGAGUAUCUUCCGAAGAAAGGGAGCUAUCGAUACUUUUUCAAAACGGAAUGCGACGACUUAGAUAUGAAAGUUAUACAAGAAGAGAUAACGGACGAUACUGAGAUUCUGCCACUGUGGGAGGGCAAAGUGAUGGCGCAGGUAAAGGCGCUCGAGUAAUAGACUGAAUAAAAGAAAACGAAACCGAGCGCGAAAUGUGCGUAUUCUGACCAAGUGCCGCAAUAAAUAUUAUUUAAGAGACCCGCCACUAAGCCUGGCGCGCUCGGUGUUUAUACAUAUAUACAUAUUAACGCUUGUCACGCGGCCUCUUUCUCAUAAUUGCCUAAGAAAGUAGUUUUAAUCGACGACAAAGAUAAAUAUCAAAGUCGGGUAAUAUCGUUUCGUGCGUGAACAUUGCGGAAAAGUAAGAAAAGAAUGGCCUCAUCUAAUUCUGUCGCUCGAAUGUCCUCGAAGGUACCUCGUAAGCUUUGUUCACAUUACAAGUACAGUAACUAUUUCAUUAAGUUUUCCGCUCAAAUAUUUUUGAAUAAAAUUUUUUAAGUCACUUCAUUGGUUAUGCUAAAAUUUCGACUGCAAGUUUUGCACUAAUGUUUAUUCCGGAAGAACAUUUUUCCGAUGAAAAGAUGUAUUUAUGUGUCUGUAGGAAAAAUAUAUUUAACGCAAAACACUACCAUGUCUUUUGGCUCGCAUUGUUUUUUAGCGUCAUUGAUAAGGUAGACAACAAUUUUUAAUUAAAUUAUUUGAGCGAAGAUCAGACCAGAGCAGGACUAGAGUCGCACUCUUCUCGUUUCUUACUUUUCAUUUUUCAUCAUAUUUAUACUUUCACAUUUAUUCAGAGAAAAAAUUGCGUUCGUUAUUUGAAACUACUUUGUCAAGAAAUUUACGGACGCGACAGACAGAUCGCGCGACAUCUCUUUAUUGUACAUAAUUAGUAUAUAAUAAUUUUGAUGACAAUGCUAUGCGUUUUGUUGGUACGGGUUUUGCCAGGUGAAAUUAUUAUAAUUUCACCUGGCGCGAUACCAUACUUUCACGGGGUAGUUUGAGCGAGAACGGCAACAACACGUCGAAAUACCGAGUACAUUGUGACCGACUAAACAAUUUCUUCCUCUCGAAGACUUCCCAUAGUUCUCCACACGACUGUACAAAGAUCCGCGUAGUUGAUCGCCUUAGUAAAGUCCGCGUAGGCACUAGACUUACAUAGAAAAGAAUAAUUAUUACAAACUAGCAUCUAAUGUAUUACGUAUGAAUAUAU